AAGAGAGGGUGUGGGAUUGGGACCCAGGCCCUUCUUUCUAAACUCAACCCAUUUCCCUCCCUACCCCUUAUCUUCAGGACUCUUCAGAGCUAAUCCUCUAAGUUCUCUGUACUCAGUUGGUUCUCAGUUAACUGGUCAAGUGGAGUGUAAUGGUGGCGUAGAGAAUCACAAAUGGAAAAUAAUUCCAUAAUUAUUUUUUUGACCUUGCCUAUGAUUGAUUAGGAUAGCUCCCUCUAGGGGUAGCAGCCGGUGUGACUCCCUUUCUGGUGACAGACAGGGCCCCAGCAGCCCUGUCUGUUACCAUGUGAGUCAUACUGGCCAAAGCUUAGUCCUAGCAUAUGCACCUGAGCCAACCUGGCCAAUCAGAUUGUUUUGUCAAUAAUUUGAAAUUUGAACUGGAGAGAUCCAGAACCUUGGGAGUCAUUAAAGCCAAGUCAUUCAUAGCAGCCAGGAAACAAUAGGAACCAACAGCCUCUGCCUGCUGCUAUUGCAAUUCCCAGGAUCUCUCCUUCCCUGGAUCCCUCCCUCCCAGGUCUGGGCUGUGCAGUUCCUCCCCCUGCCUUAAAACACCCCACUAUCUCUGUAAAGUCUCUCUCUCUCUUUUUUUUUUUUUUUUUUUUUGACUUAAUCUAGCUAGAAUCUAUUUCUGUUGAUUACAACUUAACUAACUCAUUUACGGAUAGGACUUUUUUUUUCUUUUUUUCUUUUUUCUUUUCUUUUUUUUUUGAGAUGGAGUCUCACUCUGUCGCCCAGGCUGGAGUGCAGUGGUGUGAUCUUGGCUCACUGCAACCUCUGCCUCCCAGGUUCAAGCAAUUCUCCUGCCUCAGCCUCCCAAGUAGCUGGGACUACAGGCACACGCCACCACGCCCAACUAAUUUUUGUAUUUUUAGUAGAGAUGGGGUUUCACCAUGUUGGCCAGGAUUGUCUCCAUCUCUUGACCUUGUGAUCUACCCACCUCGGCCUCCCAAAGUGCUGGGAUUACAGGCAUGAGCCACCACACCCAGCGAGACGGGGUUUCAUUAUGUUGGCCAGGCUGGUCUCCAAUUCCUGACCUAAAGUGAUCCGCCCGCCUUGGCCUCCCAAAGUGCUGGGAUUACAGACAUGAGGCACCACGCUUGGCCGGGAUAGUGUAUUUUUAUAGCACUUCCCCUACUGAUUGCUGCCUUCUCUGUGGCUACAAGGGACCCACAGAAUUACAGGGAAGUUACAGGGAAGCAGGUUUCAUCUCAAUAUUGGGAGAGAUUUCAAACAAUCAGACCUGCCUGAGAAGGAGUGGGCUGUCACUAGGAAUUUUUAUUCCCAGUCAGUCAAGAAUUUUGUAGAAGGGCUUCAUGUGCUGGUACCAAUAGGACAGGAAGAUUUUAAUCAGCUUUACUAUCUAUGUUUUUUUAUGGAAACUGUGUGUAUGUAUACAUACAUUUUCCAAAAAGAAAAAUUAAAUGAUUAUAGAGAUUAUGUUUUUCAGACUACUCACAUAUCUGCUUUUCUUACUCCCCACCUCUGCUGAUAAUUCCUAGUUCAUUGGUUUUUCCCCCACACUGGAAUUACCUGGGGAGCUUAAAAAACCCUGAUGCCUGGGUCCCACCCUCAGAGAUGAUUGAACCAGCCUGGCCAGCAUGGCAAAACCCUGUCUCUACUAUGAUAUGAAUGCAGCCUGGGCACUGGGAAAUUUAAAAACUCCCCAGAGAAUUCUGUGCAGCCAAGGUUGAGACCUCCUAGUCUAGAGUUUUGCUAUACACAGGGUGGUCCACAAGCCAGGAGCAUCAGCAUCACUUGGCAGCGCCUUAGAGAUUCAGACCCCAGACGCACUGAAUCUGACCCUGCAUUUUCACUAGACCCCAGGUGAUCAGCUGCACUAGACUCAACCUCUAAACCAAGACCUCCCACCCUCACAGUCUGUGAUCCUUUAGUGACCCUCAGCUGAGUCCUGUGCUGAACUGUGUUUGUUCUCCUUGAGCACAUGCCCGCUGACCAGGGACAGACUGGAUGAGCAAGCAACCUAUUGGCUAUGGAGAGGAGCCAGGCUGGGUGCUCAACCAUGUCUAUUAGAGAAACUGAAUGAGAAGGCAAAGCAUGACAAGUGCCACAAGAGACCUGCACACUGCUCUGGAUGGUAAAGCGACGCAAGGAGGGAAGAAGGACCAUCAGCACGUGCCCAUCGACAUCCAGACCAGCAAGCUGCUCGAUUGGCUGGUGGACAGAAGGCACUGCAGCCUGAAAUGGCAGAGUCUGGUGCUGACGAUCCGCGAGAAGAUCAAUGCUGCCAUCCAGGACAUGCCAGAGAGCGAAGAGAUCGCCCAGCUGCUGUCUGGGUCCUACAUUCACUACUUUCACUGCCUAAGAAUCCUGGACCUUCUCAAAGGCACAGAGGCCUCCACGAAGAAUAUUUUUGGCCGAUACUCUUCACAGCGGAUGAAGGAUUGGCAGGAGAUUAUAGCCCUGUAUGAGAAGGACAACACCUACUUAGUGGAACUCUCUAGCCUCCUGGUUCGGAAUGUCAACUAUGAGAUCCCCUCACUGAAGAAGCAGAUUGCCAAGUGCCAGCAGCUGCAGCAAGAAUACAGCCGCAAGGAGGAGGAGUGCCAGGCAGGGGCUGCCGAGAUGCGGGAGCAGUUCUACCACUCCUGCAAGCAGUAUGGCAUCACGGGCGAAAAUGUCCGAGGAGAACUGCUGGCCCUGGUGAAGGACCUGCCGAGUCAGCUGGCUGAGAUUGGGGCAGCGGCUCAGCAGUCCCUGGGGGAAGCCAUUGACGUGUACCAGGCGUCUGUGGGGUUUGUGUGUGAGAGCCCCACAGAGCAGGUGUUGCCAAUGCUGCGGUUCGUGCAGAAGCGGGGAAACUCAACGGUGUACGAGUGGAGGACAGGGACAGAGCCCUCUGUGGUGGAACGACCCCACCUCGAGGAGCUUCCUGAGCAGGUGGCAGAAGAUGCGAUUGACUGGGGUGACUUUGGGGUAGAGGCAGUGUCUGAGGGGACUGACUCUGGCAUCUCUGCUGAGGCUGCUGGAAUCGACUGGGGCAUCUUCCCGGAAUCAGAUUCAAAGGACCCUGGAGGUGAUGGGAUAGACUGGGGAGACGAUGCUGUUGCUUUGCAGAUCACAGUGCUGGAAGCAGGAACCCAGGCUCCAGAAGGUGUUGCCAGGGGCCCAGAUGCCCUGACACUGCUUGAAUACACUGAGACCCGGAAUCAGUUCCUUGAUGAGCUCAUGGAGCUUGAGAUCUUCUUAGCCCAGAGAGCAGUGGAGUUGAGUGAGGAGGCAGAUGUCCUGUCUGUGAGCCAGUUCCAGCUGGCUCCAGCCAUCCUGCAGGGCCAGACCAAAGAGAAGAUGGUUACCAUGGUGUCAGUGCUGGAGGAUCUGAUUGGCAAGCUUACCAGUCUUCAGCUGCAACACCUGUUUAUGAUCCUGGCCUCACCAAGGUAUGUGGACCGAGUGACUGAAUUCCUCCAGCAAAAGCUGAAGCAGUCCCAGCUGCUGGCUUUGAAGAAAGAGCUGAUGGUGCAGAAGCAGCAGGAGGCACUUGAGGAGCAGGCGGCUCUGGAGCCUAAGCUGGACCUGCUACUGGAGAAGACCAAGGAGCUGCAGAAGCUGAUUGAAGCUGACAUCUCCAAGAGGUACGGCGGGCGCCCUGUGAACCUGAUGGGAACCUCUCUGUGACACCCUCCGUGUUCUUGCCUGCCCAUCUUCUCCGCUUUUGGGAUGAAGAUGAUAGCCAGGGCUGUUGUUUUGGGGCCCUUCAAGGCAAAAGACCAGGCUGACUGGAAGAUGGAAAGCCACAGGAAGGAAGCGGCACCUGAUGGUGAUCUUGGCACUCUCCAUGUUCUCUACAAGAAGCUGUGGUGAUUGGCCUUGUGGUCUAUCAGGCGAAAACCACAGCUUCUCCUUCUAGUUAGUAUAGCGGACUUAAUAAAAGAGGAAAAAACUCUUGCUUCAGUA
This is a messenger RNA of Gorilla gorilla gorilla (western lowland gorilla), 3933 nucleotides long. RefSeq names its product CDK5 regulatory subunit associated protein 3 (gene CDK5RAP3). Bases 2059 to 3654 code for a protein of 531 amino acids. Gene Ontology annotation, biological process: regulation of mitotic cell cycle. The record is from RefSeq and is a predicted model, not a curated record. Lineage: Eukaryota; Metazoa; Chordata; Mammalia; Primates; Hominidae. Gene Ontology annotation, cellular component: endomembrane system. The transcript is spliced from 15 exons.